Cladocopium goreaui is the source of this 744-nucleotide messenger RNA. The record is from the annotation of a GenBank genome assembly. Lineage: Eukaryota; Dinophyceae; Suessiales; Symbiodiniaceae.
AUGGCCCGCUUCACUAGCCUGCUGGUGGUCGUUGCUUGUGCAUUGUUGGGCAGCCGCUUCACCACGUUGCUCUUUGCCAAUGCACCUUCCUCGGAGACGAACCAUCUUCGCAGUGUGGCCACAAGGGCUGUGGAUGCGCGUGAUGAGGGACUGGUUUUGAUCAAGCCAGAGGAGUCUGGCAAGGUGGUGAAGAGAGACGUGAACAACAACCCUCCACGCGUUGUCUUCAAGACCAACGACUGGGACCAGCCUGAGAUCCAGUACAGCACUGGCGCCAGCAACCAGGUCAACUACAUCACACCAGUCGUGCAGUCUGAUGACAUCAAAGCUUGGUUGUCUCUGAACGUGAACUUCUUCUCCUUCAUUGCCCUUUUCACCGUAGGUGGCAUCAUUGAGAUCCAGCGCUUCUUCCCAGACACCUUGUACUGGUGAGUGCAGAUGGCCAGCCAAAUAUGGCCAGGCUGAUCUGUGAAAUGAUGAAAGAGGAUGAAAGAGGAUUAAAGGGAUGAGAAUUGUGUUUCUAUAUGUUAACAUCCUGGAGCUACCUGUUGACUGCUCCUCAUGAUCUUUUUGUGAAUCUAUAUCCGUGGUGGACCGCACCAAGGGACCCAGAAAGGUCCAGAAACGGGUGGCGCUUGCCGAACGGCCGGCAGCUCCCUCCCGGGUUUCGCCCAAGAACGCAACGACUCCGAUGGCUUUUUAAAGGGCAAAAAGAUGACCAAGGUGACCAGAAUAAGAUGUCAG